This is a messenger RNA of Conger conger (European conger), 7514 nucleotides long. It is a transcript of the gene grm5b, whose product is annotated as glutamate receptor, metabotropic 5b. Bases 336 to 3806 code for a protein of 1156 amino acids. The transcript is spliced from 10 exons. Lineage: Eukaryota; Metazoa; Chordata; Actinopteri; Anguilliformes; Congridae. Gene Ontology annotation, cellular component: postsynaptic density membrane. Gene Ontology annotation, biological process: G protein-coupled glutamate receptor signaling pathway; regulation of synaptic transmission, glutamatergic; trans-synaptic signaling by endocannabinoid, modulating synaptic transmission. The record is from RefSeq and is a predicted model, not a curated record. Gene Ontology annotation, molecular function: adenylate cyclase inhibiting G protein-coupled glutamate receptor activity; G protein-coupled receptor activity involved in regulation of postsynaptic membrane potential.
GGCAAGACGAGCCUUUACUACAGUCGCAGGCAUUGGCUUUUCGAUAUCUAGCCAAAUUAGCGAGACACCACAGAAUACAGGCUACCUGAGGAACAGGGAACCUGAAAGGUUAUGAAGCCAACUAUCACCCGCGCCUCCUCAGUAACACGUUGCCUUGGAGACGUUUCUUCAUUAGGCUGUGUUUGGAAAUGCCUGAGAAAUGAAAGCUUUGCUGCAUCCAGAGUGGAAUAAAAGACUUCAGAGAUAUUUCUUCAUCCAGUGGGUCCUGGUGUCUCCCUUCCAGUCAUGAAGUUUCCCUGAGCGCGCACGCAAGGUGCGUUUGUGGUGUACCCAAAAUGAGCCUCUUGUUUCUCCUCAUGCUUUUGUUGUCAGAGGAGAUUGGGUUGGCAAGCCUCGGGGUCCUGGUGGACGCGCAGGCAAACGAGAGGCGCGUGGUGGCCCACACCGCUGGAGACAUCAUCAUCGGGGCCCUGUUCUCGGUGCACCACCAGCCCCCGGCCGACAAGGUGCACGAGCGCAAGUGCGGGGCGGUGCGGGAGCAGUACGGCAUCCAGCGCGUGGAGGCCAUGCUGUACACCCUGGACCGCAUCAACGCCGACAACGACCUCCUGCCCAACAUCACGCUGGGCUGCGAGAUCCGGGACUCCUGCUGGCACUCCGCCGUGGCCCUGGAGCAGAGCAUCGAGUUCAUCCGCGACUCGCUGGUGUCCUCCGAGGAAGAGGAGGGCAUGGCGCGGUGCGCGGAGAGCGGAGCCACGCCCAUGCGGGGGAAGAAGCCCAUCGUGGGGGUGAUCGGACCCGGCUCCAGCUCGGUGGCCAUCCAGGUGCAGAACCUGCUGCAGCUCUUCAACAUCCCCCAGAUAGCCUACUCCGCCACCAGCAUGGACCUCAGCGACAAGUCCCUGUACAAGUACUUCAUGAGGGUGGUGCCCUCCGACGCCCAGCAAGCCCGGGCCAUGGUGGACAUUGUCAAGAGGUACAACUGGAGCUACGUAUCGGCCAUCCACACUGAAGGGAACUACGGGGAGAGUGGCAUGGAGGCCUUCAAAGACAUGGCCGGCAAGGAGGGGAUCUGCAUCGCGCACUCGGACAAGAUCUACAGCAACGCCGGGGAGCAGAGCUUCGACAAGCUGCUGAGGAAGCUGCGGGCGCACCUGCCCAAGGCGCGCGUGGUGGCCUGCUUCUGCGAGGGCAUGACCGUGCGCGGCAUCCUCAUGGCCAUGCGCCGCCAGAAGCUGGUGGGGGAGUUCCUGCUGGUCGGCAGUGACGGCUGGGCUGACCGCUACGAUGUCACCGAUGGAUUCGUCCGGGAGGCGGCCGGGGGCAUCACCAUCAAGCUGCAGUCGGCCGACGUCAAGUGGUACGACGAGUACUACCUGAAGCUGCGGCCCGAGAGCAACCUGAGGAACCCCUGGUUCCCCGAGUUCUGGCAGCACCGCUUCCAGUGCCGGCUCAAAGGCCACCCCCAGGAGAACUUCAAGUUCAACCGCACCUGCGGCAGUGAUUUGACACUAUCUUGGCAUUACGCCCAGGACACCAAGAUGGGCUUCGUUAUUAACGCCAUCUACUCCAUGGCCUACGGGCUGCACAACAUGCAGAGAGCCCUGUGCCCUGGAUACAGCGGCCUGUGUGACUCCAUGAGGCCCAUCGAUGGCCGGAAGCUGCUAGACUUCCUCAUGAAGACUAACUUCACAGGCGUGUCUGGGGAGGGCAUUCUCUUCGAUGAGAACGGAGACUCUCCUGGGAGGUAUGAAAUCAUGAACUUUAAGAAGAUGGGAAAGGACUACUAUGACUACAUCAAUGUGGGCAGCUGGGACAACAGCGGACUGAAAAUCGAUGAUGACGAGAUUUGGGCCAGUAAGGAUGCCAUCAUCAAAUCGGUCUGCAGCGAGCCCUGUGCCAAGGGCCAGAUAAAGGUAAUCCGUAAAGGCGAGGUCAGCUGCUGCUGGACCUGCACUCCCUGCAAAGAUAACGAGUUCGUCUUUGAUGAAUAUACCUGCCGUGCUUGCAUCAUGGGCUCUUGGCCAACUUUUGACCUCUCAGGCUGCGACCCCAUCCCUGUGGAGUACCUCCGCUGGGGUGACCCUGAGCCCAUCGCUGCCGUAGUCUUCGCCUGCCUCGGCCUUCUGGCCACCUUCUUCGUCACCUCCAUCUUUAUCAUAUACCGGGACACGCCGGUGGUGAAGUCCUCCAGCCGUGAGCUCUGCUACAUCAUCCUGGCGGGCAUCUGCCUGGGCUACCUCUGCACCUUCUGCCUCAUUGCCAAGCCUCACGUGGUCUACUGCUACCUGCAGCGUGUGGGCAUCGGCCUGUCGCCCGCCAUGAGCUACUCCGCCCUGGUCACCAAGACCAACCGCAUCGCCCGCAUCCUGGCCGGCAGCAAGAAGAAGAUCUGCACCAAGAAGCCGCGCUUCAUGAGCGCCUGCGCCCAGCUGGUCAUCGCCUUCAUCCUCAUCUUCCUCCAGCUCAGCAUCAUCGUCGGCCUCUUCGUCAUGGAGCCGCCCGAGGUCAUCCACGACUACCCCAGCAUCCGCGAGGUCAAGCUCAUCUGCAACACCACCAACCUGGGCGUGGUGGCCCCGCUGGGCUACAACGGCCUGCUCAUCCUCAGCUGCACCUUCUACGCCUUCAAGACGCGCAACGUGCCGGCCAACUUCAACGAGGCCAAGUACAUCGCCUUCACCAUGUACACCACCUGCAUCAUCUGGCUGGCCUUCGUGCCCAUAUACUUCGGCAGCAACUACAAGAUCAUCACCAUGUGCUUCUCGGUCAGCCUGAGCGCCACGGUGGCGCUGUGCUGCAUGUUUGUGCCCAAGGUGUACAUCAUCCUGGCCAAGCCCGAGAGGAACGUGCGCAGCGCCUUCACCACCUCCACCGUGGUGCGCAUGCACGUGGGCGACGGCAAGUCCUCCUCGGCCGCCAGCCGCUCCAGCAGCCUGGUCAACCUGUGGAAGCGCCGGGGCUCCUCCGGGGAGACGCUCAGCUCAAAUGGAAAGUCGGUCACCUGGGCCCAGAAUGAAAAAGGCACCCGAGGAAACCAUCUGUGGAAACGACUGUCCUUCCACAUUAAGAAGAGAGAGAGCAACCAGACGGCCGUGAUCAAACCCUUCUCCAAGACCUCAGAGAGCCGCUACGGAGGCGACAUCACACCCGAGUCCGGAGCCAAGAUGCUGUACGAGGUGUCAGAGGCGGAGGAGCACUACCCGGUGACGUACCGGCCCCAGACGCCCUCUCCCAUCAGCACGGUGAGCCAGCGCACCGCCUCCCUGGCCUGCGGCCCCGAGGACCCGGCGGUGCCCAGCUACCUGACCGAGCAGCCCCAGCGCUGCGGCUCGUCCCAGGGCUCGCUCAUGGACCAGAUCAGCUGCGUGGUCAACCGCUUCACCGCCAACAUCAGCGAACUCAACAGCAUGAUGCUCCUCCCGGGCCCCUCAGGGGCCGGGGCCCCCUCCGACCCCUGCCCCCCGCCCUUCCUCAUCCCCCGCGAGAUCCAGCUGCCCACCACCAUGACCACCUUUGCCGAGGUGCAGCCCGUGCCCGCCCUGGAGGACAGCGCCUGCCCUCAGGCCGUCGACAAAAUGUCGGCCGCCAGCGUGAAAGAUGCCGCCUCGGAGUCCUCGGCCGUCAAGACCGACCUGGAGGAGCUGGUGGCCCUGACGCCGCCCUCGCCUUUCAGGGAUUCCGUGGAUUCGGGCAGCGCCUCGCCCACGUCGCCCGUGUCCGAGUCGGCCCUCUGCAUCCCGUCCUCCCCCAAGUAUGACAGACUGGUGCUGCGAGACUACAGCCAGAGCUCCUCGUCCUUGUGAAGAGCACGGACAGGUAAGGGGUGGGGGAAGAGGAGUGAGAACCCCCUGUGAACAAAGGUUGGCAAAAUGUGACAGUGUGAUGAUGGCAGCGCCUGACAACACAAGAGCAACGCGCCUACUGUGUCUUCUAUGUUUACAAUAGUUUUGGUAGCUGAAGUAUAAAGUAGAGGAGAUAGACAGCGGUGACCAAUCCAACUGAUGAAGCUACUGAUGAAAAAGCACUUGCUUUUUUGUAUGGUCGAGAAAAAGAUUAAAAUAAGUGUUCGAGAUCCAAUCCUUUGGAGUCUUUCUGAGUUAGAUUGGUCUUCAUUUGGUAGUGGCCUUACAGAACAUGGCUUUGAAAUAAUUAGAGCAGUUUUAGAAUCGGGCAUCUGUGGGCAUCCAUUCCCUGAGGACCCACACCUCCGUAGUGUUGGCUGUGCUUGGAGGGCUUGAGAAACGGAAAGGCUGUGUGAAAUGAUGCCGCUCGUGGGAGCUGUGUGGCGUGGGUGCCUAGACCAUGCCACAGAACAGUCCAUCUGGUCUGCCUGGGCUACACUGUAAAUAUAAAGUUUGGUGGUCCUUGAUGGAAAGUUAGACAUGUUACUACGAAGUGCUUUGCUUGACUACCAAGAAAACGUGUACAUAAAAAAAUGCAUUUGUCAUAUGAAGCUUUUUCUUCUAAUAUUUCUUUCUUUAUGACUUUAUAUUGUUAUUUCUUUGUAUUUAUUUUUUCCAGACCAGACUCUUCAUGAUUUUGAAUGUACACUAUAAUUCUCGAAUGAUGUGGGACCAAAAUGAUCUUGUACCUCUUGAGUGUUUGGAAAAGGGUUGUCCAUAGGAUAAAGUGGUCUACAUAGAUCUGGAGUGACUGACAUUAGCAUUUACUCAGACUGUACUGUACUGUACUGAUUCAAUGUUUAAAAACUGAAAGUGUUUAAACGUUAGCUUAACAAAGUGAAUUUCUUAUUUGAGUGAAAAAUGGUAAAUUUAUGGCAGCAUAUUUCAUAUUACAACAUCAACCAAUCAUUUAAUGUUAAUAUUGUUGUGGGUGACUAAACGCCAACUGAUUCUUCUUUCACUCAUCAUAUUUCCCCAUAUAAUAAGGGCUCUUAUGUAUUUGAAAUGCAUAUUAUCAUGCAGUACUGGUACGCUCCUUCCCCCUCUUAGCCCUAAAUACAGAGGGUGACGCUAAAACAAUAAAAAUUAAAUUGAUGAAAACCUUUUGAUGAGGGAACACAGCUGUAAUUAAUACAGAUGUCAAAGAACAUGAUUGAUUACAAACACUGAAUUAUUACAAAAUUACAAUACUACUGUCUGUUCACCAAGAUGCCAGUAAGUACAAAUUUUAUUUUCUAUUUAGCAUAGCAUAUAUCUAUUGUAAAUACAAAGGGCAUGCUAAAAUUAUCAUUUUAAUUUGCAAUGAAAGUAAUCCCAUAUUCCUUACAGAAAAUUAAAGAAUGCAAAAAGAUUUUACACAAACUUCAACAAACAUCUUUUUUAAAUGAUCGUAUCAUGAUAACUAUACCUACAUGUAUAAUUGUGUUUUAAUGAAUGUGGAAAAAACAGUUCAGUUGUUCAAUGGUAAAAUAUGAAAUAUAUAUAAACAUAAAUAUUUGUGCCAAAAAGGAGGGAGGUAGAGUUUCAGUGUUUUCAUAAAAUCAGAAGUAGAAAAUGUUUUUAUUGUUUUGGGUAUUCUUUUUUAUAUAAUAUUCCAGAUUUUGAAACAUAAAGCAAUACUAAUGACAAAAAAAGAUAUACACAUACACAAAACACAUAUACAAUAGAAAAUCAUGUUAUGACAAUAUCAUGGUUGAGCUGUUAAACAUUUUCAUUUUCAUGGCAAGACAUUAUUCUUAUAUUUUUAAGCUAGGCUAAAUGAAAUGCCUACAGCCAAGAGGAAAUUUAAAGAGGUAGAUAUAGUAAGAAACCAGCCAUGAGGAAAUACUGUUUUAUGCUUUUCUGAAGUAAAACUUGCUGAUGAAGUGACCAAAACUAUACCACCGAAUAUUAUUUCCUCUGUGCUUUUACAGAAUGAAUUCAUGUGUAUUUACAACACUUAAGACUGUGAAAUUCUUCCAGUUUAAGGGCACCCUGGGUAUAUAUAAAUAUUACAUGUGCAUAUCUAAUGGAUAGGCAAACAUGAAACCUAUGGAUCUUUUCCUUGGCUUAAUAAACUCAUAACAAUACAUAGCUGUUAUUCAGCAUAAUAGUAAAUUUAUGUUUAUUACAUUUGUAUUCUCAAAGCUACAGUGCACAACACAACUGGCAAGGUGACCUUUUGAAUGGAAAACUAUACAACACAAAAAAUAAAGGGAUAUUUCAGAUAUGAUCCUGAACCUGAAGUUCUGGAGUACUCUCGACACAACUGACCAACUCUGUCCUGUCAGAAAUGACAAUGUUUAUAUUAUCCUUUUUCCCCUCAUUGCUUCUAAAAUACUAUUAGGUUGGUUCCAAGGUAGAGUGGUACUGCGUUCAGAUGUGAAGGGAAGCAUAGUGACAUGUAUUGUUCAGUUACUGUGCAUAUGGCUUCAUCUUUCCUAGCUUUAUAAAAAAAAGACAAACACUAAAAAUAGAGACUAGAGAGUUGUCCUGUGAAAUUCAAAAAAAAAUUGUGGACCCUAUUUUUGUAUGUUACAAUGUGAGAGACAAGACUUUUCAAUUUGAUGUGAACAUAGAUCUAAGUGAAGUUCAUCACUCCCAAGCUAAGUCAUGCACCAGCUGGCACAUGCUUGACACGGCUCAUUUAAAACACAGUAGAAAUGAACAAUUGAAUGAAGCAAAGAAUGCUUUUUAGACUGAACUAAAGGCAUGUACUGAACUGUUCCAGUCAAAUUACAUAAGAAGUGAAAGUGGUCAAUAAAUGUGCUACAACAUGUGUCCAAAAUCUUGCUCAUUUUAAAAAGUAUGCCUACUUUAAGUAUGCUCUGAACUUUUUUCUUUCAUUUCUUAAAAUAUGAGACGACUAAACAGAUAUAUUUUAUAUGAAGAUAAAAUAUCUUGGUAUUUAAAAGUAUGUAUUAUCCUUUCCAGUGCAAAAUGAAAUCAGUGACAUGAGCGUUUCCUAAAUUAAUAUUUACAUUUAGCUAGAGACAUUUUAAGAUGAUUUUAAAGGCAUUUUUUUAUCAUCUGAAAAAACUGUUAUCUGUUGUUUGUAUGCCUGUGUUAGAUAACACAGUAACUGCUCUUCAGUUCAAUCAAUAUCAAGUGAUGUGCUCUCACCCAAAAUGAUUUUUCCCCAAAAAUAGGGUCCAAAAGGAAUUUCUUAAGCAAAAUAUCUGCAAAAUGUACAUUUCUGAGAGUGAUUUUAUGGUUCAAUUUAGAAAAAUAAUGGAUAGGAUGAUGUUUAUUGCUAAAUCCCAUUCCAUGUGCCAACUGUUGAAUCUGUAUGAACUGUCACAAGUGCUUACAUUUUUUUUUUAUGUUGAUUGAAAUAUGUUUCCAUUUUUUGCAAUGUACUUUAGUUUUUUUUUUUUCUUUUUGCUGCUUUUCUGACUCACAGAACUUUAGAAUGUAAUAUGAUAUUAUUGCCGUGAAGCUGGAAGAGAUUUUUAUUACUAUUUGUUGACAUUUUAAUAGUUUCAAUCUGCUUUGUAAAUGUGAGAAAUGAAAAAAGGUUAUUGCUGUUUAGACACAUAUUUCAUUGUUUGAGUUUUCCUACCAUUGAUAAUUCAUUGUGUUAUUGUACUACAAAGUACUUUUUGAACAUUAUUAAAAACCUGGAAUUAA